Molecule: messenger RNA, 662 nt
Organism: Triticum dicoccoides
Lineage: Eukaryota; Viridiplantae; Streptophyta; Magnoliopsida; Poales; Poaceae
Product: peamaclein-like
Exons: 2
Coding region: 86-370 (94 amino acids)
Source: RefSeq, a predicted model, not a curated record
UCACUCCUCCAGCCUCCUCCUAUCGUCAAGCUCACACCAACCAGCAGGAGGGCUCUGCCAGAGCCAAGCAACCAAGAACACCACGAUGAAGAAGCUUCGCACCACCACUCUGGCUCUCCUUCUCCUCCUCGUCUUCCUAGCAGCCUCGUCCCUCCGUGCCGCCAUGGCUGGGUCAGCGUUCUGCGACGGCAAGUGCGGGGUGAGGUGCUCCAAGGCGAGCCGGCACGACGACUGCCUCAAGUACUGCGGGAUAUGCUGCGCCGAGUGCAACUGCGUGCCGUCGGGGACCGCCGGCAACAAGGACGAGUGCCCCUGCUACCGCGACAAGACCACCGGCCACGGCGCGCGCAAGAGGCCCAAGUGCCCAUGAUCCGCCACCACUCUCCAGGCAUCGAUCCUCCACCGCCCAUGGCGUCUACACACCAUAUGCCUGAGCUUCAUGCAUCCCUAUCUAUCAUGUCGUACCAUGUCGCGGAUCACUACUAGUAUAUCUUAUAAGCGUGUAAACCAUGAUCUGUAGCGUCUGGUGCAUGACCCGAUUCCGACUAUAUGUUGAUGUGCAUAAUGCUGGCCUAGCUACUGGUAUGCCGGUAAAAAUGUCGCUGUGCUGUAAUAAUGAACCAUGACGCAUCAGUAAAGUUUGUCCAGUAAUUUCCUUGUUA